AUGAUGACUCCCUCCGUCAGUGAAAACGCAGAGGACGAGAGAGAAAGGCGGCUGAAGAAUAAAAAAGGGAUGCCGAUGGACGUUUUUUUGCCGCCCAUAUGCAACGUCCCUGCACCUCCGCCGGCAGUCAAGAGACCCAACAGCCCGAUGGAGGAGCUGCUGUCGCUUAGAAAUCUCUUGCAGAAACAGCAGAACCACCUGAAUGAGCGCGCUGAGCUCACGACGCAGUUUUUGGAGACCACCGGGGCAACCAACUCUGGCCACACCGUGUCUAAUUUGGGAAACGAGGCACAAGCGACGCAGCCUUCGCCCAGUAAAUUGCCGAUAAUGGUCGAUGGCACCUGCUAUAAUCCGAAACCGUUUCUCCCUUCCUUGCCACGAUCUCAUAGCCAGGAACGGGAGGGUGAGGCGGAACCCCCGCAAGCGAAGUGGGCACCGGAGAGUGAAGAGGAUAUGGAAAUUCGGAAGCUGGAGGAAGAUCUCGACCGGCGCCAGUCUCGCAUGAAGCGUCUACAAAGCGAGAUGGCGCGUUCCUGGAACGAGUCCCACCGUCAGAGGACGGCCUUCGUCUCCCCACCGCCACCGCUUGUGAUGGAGGCCAAUAAUGAGAGUGACAUCAUUGAGCUGGCUACGUUGGUGUACAAUUUCGCGAAUGUGAAGCCGAAUCGGGAUGGGCAAGGCGCACCUGAAGCUCAUGUGUCUACACAAUUAGACACAUCCACUGUUGUUGAUCCUUGGCGAGACUCUUCCCGUUCCACCCCUUUGGACCCUGAGGCUUCAAUGAAUAGCACGACCAUGGAACUGAUGGCUAUGCGUUCAAGCAGCGUUCUCCGCCUCACAGAAGGUACACUUGCUUUUGUAGAGGCAUUCUCCAAUAAACGAGACAUUGUCCUUCUUUCCCCCAGUGAGGUUGGGAUGGUGCGUAGAGGUGACGUUCUCUCCGCAAACAACAUUCUUGUUGUCGAUUUGCAGGAUGCACUGCGGAGUCAUAAUGGACCCACAGGCAUCAUUGCUGGGGCCCCGUACUUUCGCAUAGUACCAAAGUUAAAUGUGGCGGGUGUUGCCCAACCGAAUAUUAGUGCCGUAAAAACAAUUGUGAACGAGCUUCAUCGAGUCUGCGAUGCCACGGUUGUGUGGGUAAAUCUUCGUGAGGAGCCUCUUAUUUAUAUUAACAACCAGGCACACAUCGUUCGCGAACGCAAGGAUCCCCUUACACCGAUGAUCAUUCCAAACGUCACCAGCCGCAGCAUCGCGCAGAUUGAGGUGAAGUUGAAGCAGGAGGUAUUAAAGGAGGCUCGUGAAAACGGUGGAAACGUGAGUGUACACAUGGAGGGUAAGGAUGGCCUUAUGGAGGAUCAAUGGGAAAGUGCAGACGCGGAUAAUGUUCUAACGUUGCACGAGGUAUUUCACUUGCUUCGGCAACAUGUUGUCUAUUUUCGUCGCCCCAUUACACGGAAUGUUGGGCCGCAACCACCAGACUUUGAUUUUGUGUUCAACACAUGUAUGGAGUACCCACGAGCGGUGGUUGUGUUCAACUGCCAAACAGGGCGAGGGAAGUCGGGCUCGUUAAUGGUGAUAGCUGCCAUUGUUCGCUUUUACCAAAUGUGUGGUCAGGACGCCUUGCUGGAUGUUUACCUUCUGCGGAGUGAGGCGCGAUGCUUUCGUUUCCGUACCAUUAAAAAGAUUGUCUCACUGAUCCCAGACGGCAAACUCCACGAACGACGGCUUAUGGUUCUGCUAGAGCUCUCAGAUAAGAUUUACUCCAUCGUGGAUCAUAUUUACGCUGCAUUUUACACUGGCACGGCGCCGGCAGAGGAAGCCAUGAUGCACCUCCAGCAAUACGCCUACUUUCUUGUCUUUUCGUACUACUGCGAGCAGCGGCUUUGGAACUUUAACGUCCGAGUAUCUUUUAGUGAGUGGAUUACGGAGAAUAACGAGUUGCGGCUUCUCAUCGCUGGCAUCCGGUCGAUGGAGGAGGAGUUCAAGGCGGAGCGCAUUGUUGCCCCUAUCGCGGAGGGAGAGGCGUCGUGGGCCGCCAGCAUUGUACGCCACCGCCGCGGCAACGUACUGAGUUCCGGACGGAUUUUAUGUAGCCUUCCAAUGACCUCGGACAGCAUGAAUCAAGUAAACGCGCUGCGGCAGUUAGCGCCGGAUGUCCCUAUCUUUACCUGCGGGCGGUUGUCAGAGACGGGCCGUAUGCUGCUAAUGACGGAAUUGGCUCAACAUUUUCCUAAUCAGAAAAAUAUUCUAUGGUUGAGUCUCUGCGCGGAGCCAAUGGUGUUUAUUAACGGCAUAAGCUACACCUUGUCUGACUACGACACGAUUUCCAGCAACUCGGCGAAUCUGGCGUCAACAAUGCAUGUAUCUUUGAAGACCAUGGAACAAAUUGAGGAGCGUCUACGCCGCGAUGUUAUUUUAGAGGCGCAGGAGCAGAAGGGCGUGAUACUGCUGCACCACAUUGAUGAAAAUAACACACGCUCCACGUUACGCGUCAAGGUGCGUUCUGUAUCCACCCCCAAGUUUAUCAUGGCAAGUUUUGCGGAGGAGUUCGGCAUCACAUACCAUCACAUUCCCAUUCCAUACGCCGGCCACAUGUUGGCCUCUGACGUGGAUCCUUUUUUGGCGUAUUUGAGUAAGAGUUGCAGCGAGCAUGACGUGUUUAUCAUCAAUGAUAACGAGGGUUCUACGCGUACCACCGUUGCUCUUAAUUUCCUCACCCUUUACCGAGCCUCGAGAGUGCGCAACCUGCGCAUGCUUACCACUCCGGAGGAGUUCAAGGAGGUCCUGCGCAUGGGCCACAGCGGAGUAGUGUUGCCCUCCGCCCAAAUUUUAGGCUCGGCCGCAGUGGACCCGGGCGAGGUGCCAGCGGCGCCAAUUGAACUGCAGGUGGCGUCCACCAUAUGCCAAAUGCUUACCGCAGGCUCCCUGCUCCGUGUCGUGGAUGCGGCCCUCACCCUUGGGGGGCAGGGAAAGCGGUGGAACCUUCUUCACAUGCUAAACCAGCUAAAGCUGGAGAUGUUGGAUACCAUCAACAAGGUGAGGAGCAUGCGUAGCGCGGUUUGCUUGGUGCGCAGCUAUUUGCUAGUUCUACUCAGCGCCAUCUACAUCGACUCCAUGGGUGACUACAGCAUGGAAGAGCCUUUUAGCGACUGGGUGAAUAAUCGUACGGAGGUGGCAAAUAUCAUUGCAAAUCUUGACCAGCGCGCUGAGCAGGCCAUCAAGUAUAUGGAGGUCCGUCCAUCCAUCAAAGAAGGAUUCCCCAAUCGCAACGGAGAUGUGUUGACGGCGAACUUUGUAUUGAAGGCGGAUCACUUCCCAGGGUGCCAGAAAAAAGGUCUGCGGCCAGAGUUGUGUGGCGCACCAAACUUUCGAAAGGUGGAUUUGGUCAACGUCUACGGCGUGGCAAUUCCAACCUUGCGUGGUAUACACAACGUCCUCUCCCUGCUUGGAGCCUCAGCGAAGCCGCUUCAAGUAUACCCAGGCGAGAGUAAUGACAAGGAGUUGCACAUUGGCUUUGCAGCACCGCGGCUUUUUUCACCGAAUUUUAGUCAGGAGGAGCUCGCUAAACCAUUGCGUGGCAGCGUUGUUUGGGUGAAUCUUCGUGAGGAGCCAAUUUUGUACGUGGGCGAUCGGCCGUUUGUGCUUCGCAACAUGGAUGCCCCGUACGUCAAUGUGGAGCUGACCGGCAUUGCAGCUCAUAAGGUGGAGGAGGUGGAAAUUCAACUGAUGAACGAUGUGCUGAAGGAGGCGUCCCAGCAGGGCGGCAUGUUUCUUGUGAGCGACGAAGGUGAACCCGGUGAACUGGUUGGCAUGUGGGAGCCGGCAACUCGGGAAACGGUCAAGACAGUGCGAGAGAUAUAUAAUGAGUUGGCAGAACAGGGCAUUCGUGUCACGAUGCUACGACUCCCUGUGACAGAUGAGCAGAGCCCUGGCGCAGAUGACUUUGAUGGACUUGUUCCAGCCUUGCUUCCUAGGAUUGCUGCCCACAUGGAUCGUCGCGAGACGCUGUCGUUUGUAUUUAAUUGUCAAAUGGGUCGCGGACGCACCACAACUGGCAUGGUGAUCUGCUGCAUGUUGAUUGGCCUUGUGAUACCAGAGUAUUAUGAUGAACUAAACAACAAAUUUGAUCCUCUGUACAAGCCAGAGGAAUCCCAGCUAUCGCGCGGGGACUACGGGUGCAUUGUGCAGCUAAAGCGUGUACUCACAGGGGGACGCCAGGCAAAGCUGCAGGUGGAUUUGGUGUUGGAGGCAUGCGGCAAGAUGCAAAACCUUCGCACCGCGAUUGAGAGCUUUGCACUCCAGGUGAAGUCGCCAGACGUCACUGAGGAGCAGCGUGGGCGGGCGCACCAUUAUGGGGUACACUACCUGCGUCGGUACUUCAACCUCAUCACCUUUGCCGCCUACCUACAGGAGGAAUACAACUCUUUGAAGAGGGUAAUGCGCAGCACCUUUUCAGCGUGGCUGGAGCAGCGACCAGAGCUAACGACGUUGUGCGACUCCGCAUCAUUGAAGUAA
Messenger RNA from Trypanosoma rangeli, 4515 nucleotides. Its product is annotated as metal ion binding protein. The coding region runs from base 1 to 4515 and encodes 1504 amino acids. The transcript has a single exon. The record is from RefSeq and is a predicted model, not a curated record. NCBI's taxonomy places the organism in Eukaryota, Euglenozoa, Kinetoplastea, Trypanosomatida, Trypanosomatidae.